This is a messenger RNA of Astrephomene gubernaculifera, 1838 nucleotides long. Lineage: Eukaryota; Viridiplantae; Chlorophyta; Chlorophyceae; Chlamydomonadales; Astrephomenaceae. The record is from the annotation of a GenBank genome assembly.
AACAAGAAUCCGCCUUUACGUCCAACGCGUCUGGCUGACCGUUGGCGCAUGUUGUAAACUGCACCCCUAUGACGUUACGCGAAAUCAGGAAGCUUUUACGCUAUACUUCUCAUUCUGUAUACGACCUACAUUCACGGGCUUACGGACACCACAACCUGUUAACGCCCUCUCGCAUGAGCUCCACCAGCCCUAGGAACUAAGGAUAUCGCACACCAUUCAACGCUAGCAAUACCCAUACACCACCAGUUUAGCUUAGGAAUCAUUAGGUCGUGCGUCAUUGCACUGGUGUGCGGCACUAGGGCAACAUGGAGGAUGACGAAGACAUACUUAGCUCAAUGUCCGGGGAUUACGAUCUGGACUUAAUACUGCCGUCCUUGUCUGAGGACGGCGAUGAUGAGGGAGAGAAUGAUGGGCCAGAAGAAGGAAUCGGCGCGGAUGCGGACGACGCGGAUUCAGAAGAGGGCAAUGUCAUGCUUGGUGGUCGCGCUGCUGGACUUGUUGCUGGUAGACUACCGGAGGCCUAUCUACAGGGCGCCGGUGACGCGCCCAGUGCACUGGCCCGUGUACAAGCGCCAGCGGAGGCUUCUGCGCUAGCGUCAUGCAUGCAGUCGCCAGGCCUGAGGGCUGGGAAGACGGUCAUUAACACCCACAACAACAAGCUUGCGGACUUCCUCUCCUACUCACCCAGCCACAGCCGGGUCACCAUUCAGUACCCAGACAGCAACCGACAGCUGCACGUCAAGGCAGCUAAUGUACAGGUGUGUCCCCUUGGGGGCAAGUACGACCAGCGGCGAUCACUGUUGUCAGGCAAGGACACUAGCGACCAGGCGGUGUUGGUGACAAGCGGCAGAUAUACGGGGCAGGUCGGUGUCGUCCCGGCUGGCUACAUGGGCACACAAAGGCCCAAGGUGACCCUUGUGGACAGGGAGACUGGUGCACAGCACCCAGCGGUCAACGUGGAGGCGGCCAGGUGUACCACAACGUGCAUUCGCCCCCUGAGCCCAUCAUCAGCCGCAGCAACAGUGCCCCGGCUGACAUCAAGCGCCCGCGCGAUGAGGAGCCUGGCGGUGGCGGUGGCACGGGCGGUGGCACGGGCGGUGGCGCGGGUGAGGGGGACUCCGACAGCGACGUCGCCACUGCUGCCCAGCGGGGUCCGCCUGGGGCCCCGCCCGCCCACCCGCUGCCGCCGCGACCUCCCCGUGGCGGUACGGCUGGCCGCCGCGCGGGCAUGCGCGGUGGUCGCGGGAGCGGCUCGGGGGCGCCGGCGGCGCCGGCGACGCCGGCGACGAUGGCGGGGGCUGCGGCGGUGUCAAGGGCGGCGGCGGCGGCGAGGGCACCUCCAAUGGUUCCGGCGGCGAGGGUGGCAUCGAUGGCGAGGGCGGCUUCGUCACCGGCCAUUACCGUGGUACUGGAGGACAGCGACGUGGAGAUUAUCGAGUAGUGAGGGGGGGGGGAUAGCCGGCAUAUGUGAGAACGACAAGGGUAUGGGGGUUUGGGGCAGGAGGAAGAAUGAUGCAGUCGUGUGUAAUGAUACCUACAGGGGUCAAUAGGCUUCGGGCCAAGGAUGCGUAAGACCUACGCGUGGUGGAGAACGGGGGCGUGGGAUAGCAGGUCAGUCUAACAGGACGGAGAUAAUAUCAUGUGGGCUUUGCCUGUCCCUGGUUGUGUUCCUGUGUGCGUGUGCCCUGUUGCGUGGGACUUUGUUGUUUGUCUACCGCUCUUCCUAAUAGAGCACGUCUCGUGCUUCUGGGUUAGACCGCUUUGAGCGUGUUUUGCGUUUGCCGCCGGUUUAAUGGCCGGUGUGUGUCUGGUCAGCUUAAUUGUAAGUGUCAUUGGCG